CAUGCUUUAUUCACGGGACACCUCGGGUAACUAACUAUGUAUCACACCUAGGUCGGUACUUAGGUACCUGGGUAGGAUUUGACUGUUGGUACCUAGGCAGGCACCUCGCCAAUCAAUUCGCCUUCCAAAAAUAUUUCCACAACAUCAUUUAACUACUCCUCGGUAUAACAUUUCUCUGGCAGUAUCACCAAAGCAGCAAUACGCAUGUCCUGGUCUCUGCUUCUGGUAUAUUGAGUAUCAACCAGAUCACACCUAGGGCUCUUUCCUUGCGUUGCGCGGAACUUGCGCACCCCGUCUUUGGACCCAUCAUGCUCCGCAACGCUGUCAAGGGCGCCGCAAAAAGAGCAGUCACGGAACUUUCCCAGUACCCUAAACAUGGUGAAAAGCUUCAUGGCUUCACUCUGCUAAGGAAGAAGCAUGUGCCCGAACUCGAGUUAACUGCCCUACAUUUGAAACACGACAAGACAGGCGCCGACUACCUCCACAUAGCCAGAGAAGAUAGCAACAAUGUCUUCUCCAUCGGCUUCAAGACGAAUCCUCCUGAUGACACUGGGGUCCCUCAUAUCCUUGAGCACACCACACUUUGCGGUAGCGAAAAGUAUCCGAUUCGAGAUCCCUUCUUUAAGAUGCUUCCUCGCACCUUGUCCAAUUUUAUGAAUGCUUUCACGGCAUCCGACCAUACCUACUAUCCAUUCGCCACUACCAAUGCCCAAGACUUUCGAAAUCUCAUGUCCGUUUACCUCGAUGCCACACUUCGCCCACUCCUCAAAGAAACCGAUUUUACACAAGAGGGAUGGCGCAUUGGUCCUGAGAAUCCUCGCGUUGCCGAGAGUGAUGGCCAGGCCAACGCCGAGGACAGCAGGCUAGUCUUCAAGGGCGUUGUUUAUAAUGAAAUGAAGGGUCAGAUGUCGGACGCCGAUUAUCUAUUUUAUAUCCGCUUCCAAGAUCAUGUCUUUCCAGCGAUCAAUAAUUCCGGCGGUGAUCCUCAGAGGAUUACCGACUUGACAUAUGAACAGCUCAAAAAGUUCCAUGCUGAGCAUUACCACCCAAGUAAUGCCAAAUUGAUGACAUAUGGAGACAUGCCUCUCGCUGACCACUUAAGAGAGAUCGAUGCCCAGAUGAGCACAUUUGCACGGAUAGAAACAGACAUCGACCACAAGCACCCUAUUGAUCUCAGCACUGGGCCCCGGUUUGUGAAGGUUCUAGGUCCUGUAGACCCUUUGGUGGAUUCCGACAAACAAUACAAAACCUCUAUAUCAUGGAUCGUUGGAGACACGAGUGACGUCGUGGAAUCAUUUUCGCUGGCACUUCUAUCAUCCUUGUUGAUGGAUGGCUACGGCUCUCCUCUGUACAAGGGCCUAAUCGAGAACAGCCGACUUGGUACCGAUUUCAGUCCUAAUUCUGGCUAUGAUGGAUCAGCAGCUACUGGGAUAUUCUCGGUUGGGCUGGCUGGAGUUAGUGAGGCCAAUGUUGAAAGGGUCAAGAACGAGAUAAAACAGAUUAUCCACAAGGCGCGUAAAAAUGGAUUUGAGCGGAGCAAGAUCGAAGGAUACCUCCAUCAACUUGAACUCAGUCUAAAGCACAAGACUGCCAACUUUGGGAUGUCUGUGCUACAGCGCCUAAAGGGGAGGUGGUUUUCUGGCACUGAUCCUUUUGAUUUGUUGGCGUGGAAUGACACAGUCGCUGCAUUCGAAGCAAGACUCGCCCAAGGUGGCUAUCUUGAAGGCCUCAUAGACAAGUACCUUAUAAACGAUAACAACCUCACCUUUACAAUGGCACCAUCAGAAGACUAUGGUACUAAAUUGGCUAAAGAAGAGGACGAACGGCUGGCAAAAAGAAUUGCUAAGGCCACUGAAGAAGCAGGUAGCGAGGACGCAGCCCGACGAUUCUUUGAACAGCGAGAGCUUGAGCUUCUAGCAGAGCAAGACAAAUCCAACACGCAAGAUCUCAGCUGCCUUCCAUCCGUGCACGUAAAAGAUAUUCCUCGUGAAAGAGAGCCUAUCAUCGUUCGUGAUGAGGUUUUGGACAACAAUGCUAUUCAAUGGCGAGAGGCACCAACUAACGGGUUGACUUAUUUUCGAGCUAUCGUCACGUUUGAAAAUUUACCGGAUCCCCUUCGCCAGCUGGUCCCUCUUUUCUGCGAUUCUCUCAUGCGCCUCGGGACCAAGGAUAUGACAAUGGAGCAACUCGAAGACAGGAUCAAGUUAAAGACAGGUGGUGUAUCAGUUAGCUAUAUGACGACGCCUUCAGCCACAGACUUCCACCAAGCGUCUGAAGGUCUCGUUCUGAAGGGAAUGGCACUGGAUCGCAAUGUGCCCGAGAUGUUCGAUAUUCUACUAAAACUUGUAUUGGAGACGGAUUUUGAUAGCCCUAAGUCCGCACGUCGGGUUAGGCAACUCCUUCAAGCUUCAGCCGAUGGUAUCGUGAACGACAUUGCAUCAUCUGGUCACGUUUAUGCUCGAAAAUAUGCGGAGUCCGGACUUACCCGUGAUGCAUAUCUUACUGAACAACUCAGUGGGCUGUCACAGGUGCACCUCAUUACCCAUCUAGCCGGACUGCCCGAAUCAGAUAGCCUGGUGCAACUCAUGUGGAAACUUAAAAUGAUCCAGAUCGCCGCUCUAAACCCCAAAGCUCUAAACAGCAAAGUUCGCUUUGCGCUAACAUGCGGACCAGAUAGCACCGCUGCUAAUUCAUCAGCUCUUGAACAAUUCGCGUCCAAACAAGAUGAGCAUUCAUCGGGUAUCUCAUUUGGGCCUCACGAGAAGCACGCUUCUACCCGUGAUAUUAAGGCCUUCUUCCCACUCCCAUAUCAAGUUUACUAUGGUAACUUAGCCCUACCAACAGUAUCAUACACUUCUCCAGAUAGUGCACCACUCCAGAUCUUAGCACAGCUGUUGACUCAUAAACAUUUACACCACGAAAUUCGAGAGAAAGGCGGCGCCUACGGAGGGGGCGCAUAUAUGAAAGGACUUGAGGGUCUUUUUGGUUUCUAUUCGUACCGAGAUCCCAAUCCUCAAAAUACUAUCUCUAUAAUGAGGAAUGCCGGGCGUUGGGCCUUUGACAAAGAAUGGUCCAAUCAAGAUUUAGAGGAGGCCAAGAUAUCUGUUUUUCAGAGUGUCGAUGCUCCAAAAUCAGUGAGCACCGAGGGCAUGCUUCGAUUCGUGUCUGGAAUCACGGACGAGAUGCAGCAACAGAGGCGUGAGCAACUCCUUGAUGUGACAAAAGAUCAAGUUCGAGAAGUCGCCCAGAAAUACAUAAUUGAUGGCCUCGCUAAGCAAAGCGAGCAAAUAGCCUUCUUAGGGAAGAAGCAAAACUGGGUCGACGACUCCUGGAAAGUGAAGGAAAUUAAAGUCGAUGUCAACAAAUGAUAAAACUAAUGAAGGAAUCGUCCACUUACAACCUGUACAACAUUACUAUUAUAUACCCUUCUCUAUAUCUUUAAAGGUCAACGUUCAAUAUGCAUCGUCUCCUUUCGUGUGCUUCCAGCCUUCAGGAUUAUUGUCUUUACUCCAUCAAAUUCCAGCGUUCAGAUACGAUACGUCUCCAUGCUCUGUGAUCUUGUUCAAGAUUAUAGUUCCAUAGCAUGGAGACCACGCGAAAAC
Xylaria bambusicola is the source of this 3602-nucleotide messenger RNA. RefSeq names its product Metalloenzyme, LuxS/M16 peptidase-like protein. Gene Ontology annotation, molecular function: metal ion binding. The transcript has a single exon. The coding region runs from base 309 to 3368 and encodes 1019 amino acids. Gene Ontology annotation, biological process: protein processing. The record is from RefSeq and is a predicted model, not a curated record. Lineage: Eukaryota; Fungi; Ascomycota; Sordariomycetes; Xylariales; Xylariaceae. Gene Ontology annotation, cellular component: mitochondrial matrix.